AUGCCGCUCUCCCCUGAACAAAUCCAGCUCAUCAAGGCCACCGUGCCGGUCCUCCAACAGCAUGGCACCAACAUCACCACCGUGUUCUACAACAACAUGCUGACAGCCCAUCCUGAGUUGAACGCCAUCUUCAACAACGCUAACAAGACGAACGGUCAUCAGCCCCGCGCCCUGGCUGGUGCCCUCUUUGCCUAUGCUUCGCACAUCGAUGACCUGGGAGCCCUUGGUCCUGCCGUCGAAUUAAUCUGCAACAAGCACGCGUCGCUGUAUAUCCAACCCGAGCAAUACCAGAUCGUGGGCAAGUUUCUGUUGGAGGCCAUGGGCGAGGUCCUCGGUGAUGCGCUUACCCCCGAGAUCCUCGACGCCUGGGCCACUGCAUACUGGCAACUUGCCGACCUCAUGAUCGGCCGUGAGGCCGAACUGUACAAGCAGGCCAACGGGUGGACGGACUUCCGCCACUUCCGUGUUGCAAAGAAGGUCCCCGAGUCCUCGGAGAUCACCUCGUUCUACCUCGAGCCCGUCGAUGGCGAGCCCCUCCCCAAGUUCCGCCCCGGCCAGUAUAUCUCCGUUCAGGUUUUCGUGGAUUCGCUCAAGUUCCCCCAGUGUCGCCAGUACUCCCUGAGUGACGCCCCGCGGUCGGACUACUACCGUAUCAGUGUCAAGAGGGAAGGCGGCCUCAACACCGCGGAGCCCAACGCCCCCGCUCACCCAGGAUACGUGUCCAACAUCCUCCACGCUCACAUCAAGGAAGGCGAUGUCGUCAAGGUCUCGCACCCCUUCGGUGACUUCUACCUUUCCGACGCCGAGAGCCCCAACCCCAUUGUUCUCCUCGCCGCCGGUGUCGGUCUCACCCCUCUGACCUCCAUCCUGAAGACCCUCACCUCGAACUCUACGGAUGCCCCCCAACGCAGGGUUCACUUCAUCCACGGUGCCCGUUCCGCAGCUGCUCGUGCCUUCAAGAAGGACAUUGACUCCUUGGCGGAGAAGUACCAGAACCUGCACGCCACGUUCUUCGAAACCCACCCCGCUGCCGAGGAGAAGCAGGGCGAGGAUUACGACCACCAGGGCCGUGUCGACAUCUCCAAGCUGGACAAGACCAAGGAUCUGUUCCUCAACGACCCCAAGACGGAAUACUACGUCUGUGGUCCCAACAGUUUCAUGACCUCCACGCGUGCUGCGUUGGCCGCUGAGGGCGUCAGCGAGGAUCGCAUUAAGCUGGAGCUCUUUGGCACUGGCGGUGUUGCUGCUUAG
Molecule: messenger RNA, 1251 nt
Organism: Aspergillus pseudotamarii
Lineage: Eukaryota; Fungi; Ascomycota; Eurotiomycetes; Eurotiales; Aspergillaceae
Gene: fhpA
Product: flavohemoprotein
Exons: 1
Coding region: 1-1251 (416 amino acids)
Biological process (GO): nitric oxide catabolic process; cellular response to nitrosative stress
Cellular component (GO): intracellular anatomical structure
Molecular function (GO): heme binding; oxygen binding; nitric oxide dioxygenase [NAD(P)H] activity
Source: RefSeq, a predicted model, not a curated record